Molecule: messenger RNA, 681 nt
Organism: Phalaenopsis equestris
Lineage: Eukaryota; Viridiplantae; Streptophyta; Magnoliopsida; Asparagales; Orchidaceae
Product: agamous-like MADS-box protein AGL61
Exons: 2
Coding region: 1-681 (226 amino acids)
Biological process (GO): positive regulation of transcription by RNA polymerase II
Molecular function (GO): DNA-binding transcription factor activity, RNA polymerase II-specific; RNA polymerase II cis-regulatory region sequence-specific DNA binding; protein dimerization activity
Source: RefSeq, a predicted model, not a curated record
AUGGUGAGGAAGAAGAGGCAGAGCAUGGGGAGGCAGAAGAUUGCGAUGAAGAGGAUAGAGAACGAGGAGGCGAGACAGGUGUGUUUUUCAAAGCGGAGGGCGGGGUUGUUCAAGAAGGCCACGGAGCUGUCCAUACUGUGCGGGGCGGAAAUUGGAAUAGUGGUGUUUUCACCGGCCGGCAAGCCGUUCUCAUUUGGCCACCCGUCGCUGGACUACAUAACGAGACGGUUCGUCGGCGGAGGGCCGGCGGUGGUGGGGCAGUUGUGUGGGAGCUUCGUUGAGGGUGAGAAGUUGCAGCUUCUCAACCAAGAGCAUGCGGGGCUGAUGGAGAAGUUAGAGGAGGCGAGGAGGAUAAGGGCAGAGCUGGAGGCGGACAUUGCAGCCCAGCCGGUCGGGCCGGGCCUACCGUGCGACGUGGAGGUACAUGAAAUGAGUUUAGAGGAGCUAGACAGCUUCCAGAAGGCCCUAGAAGAGCUGAGACGGAAGGUUACGAACAGGCGCGAGGAGCUCGAUAUUCAAUCCAUGGAUACAAAAAUGAUAAGGCCCAUCGUUCCGCCGCGAUUGGGCUACGGAGGUGGUUAUUUGGGCGGGUAUAAUGGGCUGUAUUUGACGUCGGGUCCGGCCGGCGGGUUUUAUAGGCAUAGGCCGGAUUUGACCGUUGGAUUUCCGGUCUGGCGAUAA